AUGGUGGCAGUCACUUUGCUAGACCUUAGAGGACAAAUCCACUUUAAAAUCAUGACAGCAAACAAUUCUGAACCAGUCUGCGCUUGCACCAGAUCCUGCAGCAGACCUGCGUGUCGUGACGGCGGGUCUCAUCCUGAGCUGGAGAGGCUGCGGAGGCUCUGGCGUGCGGCCAGACUUCACCAGGGCCGUCUCGAGUGGUUAAAAGUCGGUGGCCCAGAGCCGCUGGCUGCUGACCUCCCGCCUGGGACGCGUCUUCAGGCAGAUUUUGAGGUCAGCACAGACGCUCAGCUUCUCACGCUCGCGCUUUUGCUGCGCCUCCGAGGCGAGCCAGGCGUGAGCUCGCUGCAGGGAUGCUGCACCCUCUGCUCCGUCCUGACGCUCGUCGGGGGAAGCCUGGGCGUCCUGGUCGAAAUCCAUCAGGAUUCCAUCAACGGCACCGUGGGACAGUCCGCGCUCCUGCCCGUCUCCUACAGGUUCGGCGGUGCCCCUCGCUUCCCGCUGUCGUUUCACUGGGUGUUCAGCAACAGAGUGGACAAGCUUGUCAACUGCGUGGUGACGAACUGCUCCCUGGGUGCUGGGGGGGCUCCCAGCAAUUGCUCGGCAAGGUGUUUCGUCCACGCCACGCACCAGGGCCGUGUGGAGCUCUUCCCCGAGAACGGGUCCCUGGUGCUGCGGGACCUGCGGCUCAGCGACAGCGGGGUUUACAGUGUCACCUUCAGCCUGUCACGCCGAGGCAGGCACAUCACCCUGACCGUGCACGAGCAGCGUGUCACCCCGGAGCACCCAGGGGGAAGCCUGGGCGUCCUGGUCGAAAUCCAUCAGGAUUCCAUCAACGGCACCGUGGGACAGUCCGCGCUCCUGCCCGUCUCCUACAGGUUUGACGGUGCCCCUCGCUUCCCGCUGUCGUUUCACUGGGUGUUCAGCAACAGAGUGGACAAGCUUGUCAACUGCGUGGUGACGAACUGCUCCCUGGGUGCUGGGGGGGCUCCCAGCAAUUGCUCGGCAAGGUGUUUCGUCCACGCCACGCACAAGGGCCGUGUGGAGCUCUUCCCCGAGAACGGGUCCCUGGUGCUGCGGGACCUGCGGCUCAGCGACAGCGGGGUUUACAGUGUCACCUUCAGCCUGUCACGCCACGGCAGGCACGUCACCCUGACCGUGCACGAGCAGCGUGUCACCCCGGAGCACCCAGCAGACACGGGGAAGCACCACACCAAUUAUCCUGUAAUUGGAAUUUGUUCUUCAACCUCCCUCCUCCUGCUGAUUCUGUCCUGCUGCUGCAUAAAGCACCAAGCUCAACAGUGGAAGAGGAGGAUCGUCAAACAACAGCAGGUCUCAAGCGUGCAGGAAUCCCAGAUGGAAAGCACCAUGGGGAGGGACAUGGCAACCAUUUAUGCCCAAAUUGGAGACAACUUUGAACAGUCGCUGCCCUGACCGAUGCCAGAGGUCGUGCGCACAUCCAAAACUUCUCCGGCACCACCGGGACUGGGACCCUGGACCCUGCCACCUCCCAGCUUGACUGUGGGAGCUGCCCUGGGCGGGAGCUUUGCAGGAGGUAGUCGUGCCUCAAAGCACAGAGGAUGCUUUUGUCCCUGACGCUGUCUCCGCUGACGCUGCACCCUCAGAGCUCCCCCGCCAGCAGCUCCGCACGCUGAGCCUAGGCUGGAAAGGAUUUGGAGCAAGAGAGUACAGAAACGCAUUAGUUUGCCUCAGACUGCAGCCUCUCUGGAAGUCGAGGGAUGAGCUGGUUUUAGUUUCUCCUCAAGACUUCCUGAGAGUAUGAAGACAUCCAGAGUAAGAGAAAGAUGCCUAAGGCAAAGGCAAAUCAACAGUUCAUCCAUGGGGAGCUUGUUUCCAUAGACUCACCUUAAUUUGUGGGGUAAUGGAGAGCAUUAAAAGGAUUUUAAUCAUGUUUCCUAGAUUCACUACCAAUAGUCUUGCAUAUUAAAAGAAUAUAUAAAGAUCCUUUGGCCUGAAAAGUUGUUCUUAUUUUUGUAUGUAUGCCAAGUAAUUGUUGAGCAGACUUCCUACAAUGAAAUCUGCUUGACCUUAGGAUCCCAGAGCAACAGGUUCCUCUGCUGUUUUGAAAUGUCCCUUUUGAAGCACAAAGAGAUGGGGAUUUCUGUACAAUUGAUUUCCUGGCACGUAAUGCCAUUUCCUCAAAACUGUGUGCAUGGGUGGAAGAAAGCUGAGCUGUGUAAUCCUAGUUCAAAAUUAAAAGGC
Molecule: messenger RNA, 2220 nt
Organism: Tyto alba (common barn owl)
Lineage: Eukaryota; Metazoa; Chordata; Aves; Strigiformes; Tytonidae
Exons: 7
Coding region: 1-1431 (476 amino acids)
Biological process (GO): filopodium assembly; positive regulation of excitatory synapse assembly
Cellular component (GO): dendrite; axon; plasma membrane
Source: RefSeq, a predicted model, not a curated record